Molecule: messenger RNA, 4297 nt
Organism: Pocillopora damicornis (cauliflower coral)
Lineage: Eukaryota; Metazoa; Cnidaria; Anthozoa; Scleractinia; Pocilloporidae
Product: polypeptide N-acetylgalactosaminyltransferase 13
Biological process (GO): protein O-linked glycosylation
Cellular component (GO): Golgi apparatus
Molecular function (GO): polypeptide N-acetylgalactosaminyltransferase activity
Source: RefSeq, a predicted model, not a curated record
AUUAGUCAUCCAAACAAAAUCUUUAGUUUUCAGCAUGUCGUCCAAGAGGAUCUUCAACAUAAUAGUUGUGACAUCAACGUUUUGGUUCUCCGUUACUGUAUUAGUGCUGAUGUUCAACAGUGAGGUAACACGCGAAUCACUAACAAUGCUCAACGCGCCUGUAGUUUUAGACAGUGAUAAACAUCACUACAUGAAAGGAGCUGGUGUAAAUCCUUUACGUCCUGUUGACCACCAAAAGCACAUUAAAUAUCCUUGGGAAAAGGAUUCUUCUGAAAAACCGGCGGCCAAAGAUGGCCUUUUGUCUAGCGCUGCCAAAGCAGUGAAUGUUUUGGCGGGGGUUCUUCCAAAAAACAGUGGUUCAAGAUCUCGAGAAGUUUACGACGCGAGCAUAGCAAAACGCACGAAUCCUGGUGGUCUCGGAGAAGGAGGCAAACCGGCUUACUUAAUGUCCGACGAGGACAAAAAACUUGCGGAACAACAUUUUGGCGACCAUUCAUUCAACUGGGUACUUAGCGACAAGAUUUCGUUGGACAGGACCUUAGAGGACGUGAGAGGAGACCGUUGUAAGGCCAAACAUAACACAUACCCAACCAAGCUGCCAACAACGACUGUCAUAAUCUGCUUCCACAAAGAACGAUUGUCUGUGCUGCUCCGCACCAUACACAGUGUUAUUAACAGGACGCCACCUGAUCUGCUCAGUGGAAUUAUUGUUGUUGAUGACUUCAGUGAGGAUGAGAGACUUGGUAAACCACUGGAUGACCAUGUUGCAACAAUGAGCAAAGUGACCGUGCUACGGAACGAUAAACGGGAGGGGCUUGUUCGCGCACGCUUGAAAGGUGCCCACGCGGCCAAAGGUGAAGUUCUCACGUUCCUUGAUUCGCACUGCGAGGCGACCCCAGGCUGGGCAGAGCCUCUUUUGGCGCGAAUUGCAGAUUUACGCUCCAAUGUUGUGUGCCCCGCUAUCGAAGUCCUGAAUGCCGACACAUUUGCGUACCAAGGCUCUGCAAACGCUGAUCAGAGAGGAGGAUUUGGCUGGGAUUUGUUCUUUAAAUGGAAAGGAAUUCCCCCGGAAGAACAGAAACUACGAAAAGAUAGUUCAGAUCCUAUCAGGACCCCCACGAUGGCAGGUGGAUUGUUCUCCAUCCACAGACAGUACUUCUUUGAUCUUGGGUCGUAUGAUGAGGAGAUGGACAUCUGGGGAGGAGAAAAUCUCGAGCUUUCCUUCAGGAUAUGGAUGUGUGGUGGUCGGCUGGAGAUCGUACCUUGUUCUCGCGUUGGUCACGUGUUCCGUAAGUACACCAGCCCGUACAAAUUCCCGGAUGGAGUGGAGAAGACUCUCAACAAGAACUUCAAUCGACUGGCAGAAGUCUGGAUGGACGAGUACAAGGAACUUUACUAUAACAAGAAGCCACAGGCGAGGAACAUGGAGUAUGGAGACAUCAGUAAGCGCCUGGAGUUGAGGAAGAGAUUAGGGUGCAAAAGCUUUAAGUGGUACAUAGAAAACGUGUACCCAGAUGUCCAGAUGCCCGAGUUAAAUCCGCCAGCCAGUGGCGAGGUUCGAAACCCGCCAAGUGGAUACUGUUUGGACUCGCUUGGAGCCAAACCCGAACACUCAGCUCGAAUGGGAGCUUAUGUUUGCCAUGGGCAGGGUGGAAAUCAGAUGCUGGUAAUGUCGUCAAAAGGCGAGAUAAUCUUUGAGGAAGAGAACUGUCUUGACGUGUCGAAGUCUUAUGCUGGGGCUCCUGUGGAGAUCUUGAAAUGUCACGGGAUGGGCGGCAAUCAGAAAUGGGAACACGACAAAAAAAGCGGAAUUAUCAAACACAUCAGUACGGGUCAAUGCUUAGAUCGUGGGUCCAGUGGAGAACAGUACGUAGUUAUGAAUCCUUGCGACGGACGCGAUUCACAGAGAUGGGUCUUCUCCAAGUACAAAGAUACAUAACACCACCUGAAUGUUCCCGCUUUGGAACAAGUUGAAUAUAUCAGUUAUCACAAGAGAUCAAGCUGAGAGACUCUAUUCCCUUUGUGGGCCGUGCUCCAUAGGUAAUCUCUGUUAAGUUAUUUUUAGACAACUCCCGUUUUUGCAGAUCCCGGAAGGAUCUACAAACAGUCAGUCUAGUGUCGCCAAUUUUGCUCUGGUGCAUAUCCCCUGCACAGUCUGUUUGUUCUUCACUAAAUCAUUCAAAGAAAACGCAGGGUACUUGUCAUGUUACACGCAAGAAACAUGCGAGGUACUUGUGAUAUUGUUACCAGGAACCUUGAGUCUAAAACUACUAUAAACGUUCUAUUAAGCUACGGGGGUGGGGGGAGGAUAUGAUGCCAGGCAUUUUCUCUCACCCAGAUUUAAUGACUUCCGUACAGAGCAUGUAUGUCUGGUCAAAACGCUACGAUAUUUUAAACGGAAAGCAGACUCCAAAAGACGUAUAUUUUCGUGCGCAAUGCCAAAACAAAUGACCAUAAAACUACUGUUUUAGAACUUGAGGGAGGGAGGAGACGGGAGCGUACAAGAAAAUUAUAAGCCAGGACGGGGGUUCUAAUAGAUGGGGGGGAAGGGGCUCAUAUGAAAGAGGGGCUUAUUCGAGAAGGGGGGGAGGAUUGUAGACAGAGAAAGUAAAAGGGGGGGGAUAGAGCUUUGUUGCAUAGAGAUUGAAUGUUAAUAAAUUGGGGGUUCAAUUCUUAGGGGGGGUUGAUAGAGAGGGAGGUUUGAUAGAUAGUAGUGCACAGUUGGGGGGGGAGGGCGUCUAAUAGAGAGAAGAGUUUAAAAGGAAGGGGGCUUGUUCAAUCCUUUAUAGUAACUUGAGAGGGAUUACGAUAUUUGCGAGUUAUACGCAAGGAAUUUAUAUUGCGCGCGCUUAGAGUAAAGAAAAUAUUAUAAACGUAUACAUUAGAAAUUUUUUCAGCUUUGCCAGUGAUAUAGUGUGUGAUACACUCAAGUGACCUGCUCAGUUCUUAGUAGGUUAUUACGAAGUAGUAGAACAUAGCAGUAUUGACCAUUUUUACAUUACAUUUUUCGAUAAAUCCAGAGUAGCUUUCGACAAAGAUUGACUGUAAAUGACGUUGCUGACUAAAACGAAUUUCUUGGAAUCCCUAAUCUAUAAUCAAUAGCUGUUAUCAGAUAGUAUGUUUUCACUACAGCUGUCAGAAAUUGAAUGUUUUGUUAAAGAGUUUGGUAAACAUUUGACUGCAAAGCUUUGCUACCGUGUGAUAGUAAUUUAGGGUAAACUGAUACCUCUAGGUAGAUUCUAAUCUUUCAAAGUCUUUGCAACUCCACUUUUGUUUUCCCUUUGUGUUUUUAAUUUGUUAACUGAACGUUGCUAUGGAGCGCUUUUCGAUUGAGUCAAGAAAAACCAAAGCCACCCUAGUCACCGUAGCCGAUCAGAACACAGGCUUGGGGACUGGUACAAAGCCAAUGCAAUCCCAGGUUUCUUUCGAUGCUCACUCGAAAAUUGCUCCAAUGCAUGUGAAAUCUGUUUUCAACAGUGUUUAUCUCCCCUGUAAGUUUAACUCAUUUAUUCUCGUUCACUAGUAAGCUGCAAAGCUAAUGAUUGUGUGGUGAAUGACGCCGCAACUUAACUUUGGCGAGAGUGUAAGAAAAUUUACCUUCUCCUACCGCGCGGGAAAAAGUAGCGAGUGCGUUAACAUGUCCCUAAGCUAGUUUCAUUUGAAUUAUGAUUGGCCGAGGCCAAAGUCUCUGAUUUAUCCAAUGCACCUGGUAAAAAAAAACCAAUUGAUUAUAUACAAAGUUAAACGUGGGUUGGUUUUUACACCACUGCAUCUGGCGAAAACCCGAUAUCAAAAUCUUAGACACCGUAAGGGUGUAUUCAAUUUCGAGUGUGAGGAAGUGCGAGAAGUGACUGUUUUCCACAAAAUACUCAGACAAAUUGAAUGGUUAUUUAAACUAUCCAUAUGUGCGUUCACGCACCAUUUUAUGAUAGUUGUAGGUUAAAUAGAAUGAAAUCUUCAACGUUUCGAUCACACUAUCCAGGAUCGAGAGCAGAUGCAGAAUUUACAAAAUUUGGUAGUUUACACUGUUUUUGCAAUUUAGAACCCUCCCUUGAAUCAUUAGCAUCUCAUCGUCCAUUUUCGUAAGUAGACGCGCAAAUUUGUGAUUGAUGCAGUUUUGGCAAUUUUAGUGGUAUUUUGAAAUUUCGAUCGUUUUGUUUCUGGCCCUCCUCGGAUCAUAUUUUUGUUUCCCAAUUGUUUUGAAAUGAUUUUCAUGUAAUUUUAUGCUACAUAUAUUUUUAUGAAGUAAUGAUAUGAAGUGAUUCACCUAAAUAAAGUCUUGAUUUUGGAUAAAAAA